Messenger RNA from Photinus pyralis (common eastern firefly), 2223 nucleotides. Its product is annotated as peroxisomal acyl-coenzyme A oxidase 3-like. Gene Ontology annotation, biological process: fatty acid beta-oxidation using acyl-CoA oxidase; lipid homeostasis. The coding region runs from base 39 to 2165 and encodes 708 amino acids. NCBI's taxonomy places the organism in Eukaryota, Metazoa, Arthropoda, Insecta, Coleoptera, Lampyridae. The record is from RefSeq and is a predicted model, not a curated record. Gene Ontology annotation, cellular component: peroxisome. The transcript is spliced from 10 exons. Gene Ontology annotation, molecular function: fatty acid binding; pristanoyl-CoA oxidase activity; FAD binding.
GAGAUUUUUGCACGACGCAAUAAUUUGAUACGAAGGAGAUGUUUUGGAAAGCUGAAAAGAAAAGGGAAAUUGUUUGGAAGACGCCUUGCCCCCUUAAAAUGAAAAAAAUCGAUACUCUCUCUGUUUCGAACCACAAAAUGAGCGAGAAACUCGUAGACUUCCCCUACGGGCCGCUAGACAAGUACCGCAGCACGGCAUCUUUCGACUGGAAGCAGAUGAAGCUGCUGAUGAAACCCGAAGGACUGUUGAGCUUCGAGCAACGCCUGCAUGAGGAGUUCAGGAAACACCCCCUACUGUACAACUAUGAGCUGGAAACGCCACCACUGGCCGAACAAAGGCGAAUCACCGCGAAGAAGUUGGUCAUUCUUGAGCACGUCGUCAAUAAGCUAACGAACGGUAACGGCUUCACGCCCUUGGAGUACCUGUCCUUCGUUGAGAAUGUUUUCGCGCUAGAUGCGAGCUUGGGUAUUAAAUACACGACAACCUUUGACCUGUUUCCUAACGUUCUCCGCGUGAUGGGCACACAAAGACACGUGGAACUCAUGACAAGAGCUCUGAGGGGCGAUAUUUACGGUUGCGUGUGCUACUCCGAAAUCGCGUACGGAUCCGACGAGGAGGAAAUGCGAACGACUGCCACCUACGACGCGAGAAGAAAGCAGUUCAUUUUGGACACGCCCGACUUUAAGUCGGCGAAAUCGUACGUCAGUUUGGGGAAGACGGCCCAUUACGGCGUGGUCUACGCCCAUCUUAUCCUUCCGAGCGGUGAGCGAAAGGGGUUGCACGCUUUUCUCGUGGAGCUCCACGACGCCAAUCUCAAGCCUCGGCCGGGUGUCAUAGUGGGCGAUAUGGGCGAAAAAGCUGGCCUCAACGGCGUGGAUCAUUCUUUCAUUAGAUUUAAUACGUAUCCGGUGCCGAGAGAGAGUCUCUUGAACCGUAUCGCAGAUGUUACUGAGGAUGGUAGAUACAUCGAGCACCAAAACACCGUGGAUGCGCCCCUCGUCCAGCAUUGCGUCUUUACCAUUCCGAAGAUGCGUGUUGCCAACGUUGCCAACACCUACCUCCUCAACGCAGUCACUAUUGCGCUCCGAUACGCUGGCGUUCGUAGACAGUUUGCUCCAAGUGACAAAGAGGAGGAAGUGUGCAUCAUCGAGUACCAAACUCAUCAAUACCGCCUUUUGCCAUACCUCGCUGUUACGUACGCAUUAAAAUUCUUUACGCGACACGUCCAGUCCGUAAUCAACUCCGGCGAGAAGAAGAUGAUCGCGGACCUGGGGGAAUUGCGCGCGAUUUCCAGCGGAGCGAAAGCGAUUGCGUCAUGGUUCGCACGUGAUGGAAUUCAAGAGUGCCGCGAGGCCUGCGGCGGUCACGGAUACCUUAGAGCUACCGGAAUCGGCGAGCUGAGAGCGAGCAAUGACUUCAACUGCACGGUCGAAGGUGACAACUACGAGGAGCUUCUACAGACCAGCGACUGGCUGCUCUCACUUUGGUCCACGGUGCUGAAAGGGAAACGACUGCCUCAAACCCUGAUGAACUCGGUCGAGUUUUUGAACAAUUCCCAGGAAAUUCUGCAGGAGAAGUUCGUGGUCGACGGAAAAGAUGGGGUUCUUUGUCCAAAACGUAUCUUGCACACGUACAAAUGGCUGGUGUGCUAUAUGAUGAAGUCCACCUAUGACAAGUACCAACGUCUGUUGAACGGCAACUCCCACGCCUACGCUCGGAGUGAAAGUCAGAUCUUUUACUCCAAAACCCUGGCGACGGCGUACAUUCACCACCUCGUCUUGGAAACCAUGUGGAAACGCAUUGCGGAUACACCAGAAGGCCCCCUUCGCACUGUCCUGGUAAAACUCUUCCAACUGCUCGGAUGCUGGAUGCUCGAACAGCACAUGUCCAAACUGCACAUCGGCGGAUACAUUGUCGGUCCCGAGCCGGUCACGAUGCUUCAGAACAGCGUGCUCAAGUUGUGCAAGGAGCUGAAAAGCGAAGCCAUCGGCCUGGUGGACGCAGUCGCCUGCCCCGACUUCAUGCUCAACUCAAUUUUGGGCAACUCAGACGGCGAGGUUUACAAGCACCUUCAGGCCGCCAUCUAUCAGCAUCCGGCGGCUUUCUCCAGACCGAGCUGGUGGCAGGAGGUCACCGAUCGACUGAGCCUGAAUGCCAAGUUGUAAAUAUUUCUUUUUUUUUUAAAUCUUCUGUAGCUUGUAAAAUACAUUUUUUUUUAUUUUU